Messenger RNA from Malania oleifera, 2202 nucleotides. RefSeq lists its product as uncharacterized. The record is from RefSeq and is a predicted model, not a curated record. NCBI's taxonomy places the organism in Eukaryota, Viridiplantae, Streptophyta, Magnoliopsida, Santalales, Ximeniaceae. The coding region runs from base 1 to 2202 and encodes 733 amino acids. The transcript has 8 exons.
AUGGCGAAUAUAGAGUUCAAUCAAGGAGGGGCUUCAGGUUCAAGUGGAGUUAAACAAAGGCUAGCGGAUCCUGUUGUUGCGGAGCUGCAGGAGAAGAUAGUUGCUUGUGAUACCGUGGAUGAUUAUCGUGCCGAAAAUACGGUUGUUGAUAUGUUGAGUAAUGGACUGUCUAUGGAAGUGGAAGAUGUGUGGAACAUACGAGGGUUGGGUCAUUCUUGGAGUCGUCAGAAAGUUAUUAUUCGGAAGUAUCAUGUUGCAAUGGUAGCAAUUCUUGAACCUUUUCAUAAUUCAGUUGCUAUGCCGAGGUUAGAUUCUUUUUUGGGUUUUCAAUAUUUCUAUUGCAAUGAAGAUUCGGGAGGGAAAGUCUGGAUUUUUUUGAAGGAAAAUUAUCAUGUGGAUAUUAUUCACUGUUCGGACCAGGCCUUGUCGGGUUGGGUCCAUUUUAAUGCCACAAAAAUUUUGGUUUCUUUUGUCCAUGCUAAGUGUUCUCAUUUGGAGCAAUGCUUUCUUUGGGAGGAUUUUCAGAAUUUAUGUGAUUGGGAGUCUCCAUGGUUAGUGGUUGGAUAUUUUAAUGCCAUCCGUAGUGAUACUGAACAAAUUGAGGUAGUUAAGUAUGGUCUUCUUGAGAAGAGAUUUAAGGGUCGCAAUAUGUCUUGGUGCAAUGGGCAUAUAGGGAGGUCUCGUAGUUGGGCGAGACUUGAUCGUGCUUUGGUUAAUGUUACUUUUGAGAGUUUAUUUCAUUCAGCAUAUAUGGAAUAUUUGCCUAGGAAGUCUUCUGAUCAUUGUCCGAUGGUGGUUCAUUUGUCGGCUCCUCGGAGUAGGAGGCUAGAGAAGAAGCUUGUUGGGCUCAUAAAGCUAAAAAGAAGUGGUUUCUUGAAGGAGAACAAAACUCGAGAGGAAAUUCAUCAAGGAGCUAUUAAUUACUUCCAUAAUUUUUUUACAAAGGAGCAAGAGGUUGUUCAUACGGAUUUGGAUCCUUUUAUUCAGCAAAUUUUAACUAAAGAGGAAAAUUAUAAGCUCAGUGCGAAUCCUAUGAUUGAGGAAGUUCGUGCUGCAGUUUUCUUUAUUUUGAAGCAUAGUUCCCCUGGGCCUAAUGGAUUUGGGUCUGGUUUCUAUAUGGCUUGUUGGGAUAUUAUAAAAUAUGAUGCUGUUGAAGCAGCGACGAAUAUUUUUAGGGGAACAGAGCUUCCCAAGUUCUAUUCCUCUUCUUUUAUUGUAUUGAUUCCUAAAGUGUUGGAUCUAAAGAGUUUUGAUAAGUUUAGACCUAUAAGUUUGUUUUCUGUGGCAUAUAAAAUUUUUUGGAAAAUUUUAGUGGCUCGGUUGACCGAGGUUUUACCUAAGAUGAUAUCUCAGAAACAAGGAGCUUUUAUUCCAGGGCAUAGUAUUUUCGAAAAUAUUACUUUGGCCCAAGAGAUGGUGCAUUCGAUGCACAGGAAAAAUCAGGAUGGCAAUGUAAUGCUCAAUAUUGAUAUAGCCAAGGCUUAUGACCGCGUUAAUUCGCGUUUUCUCUUAGACGUCCUAGUGGUUUUUGGUUUUGGUGAUAAUUUUUGCAAGAUUAUAGCAACAAAUUGUAUUGAGUCUCCUUGGUUCUCUAUUAUGCUUAACGGCCCCUUCAAAGAUGAUUUCUUGAUUUUUUCUAAUGGAGAUGCAAGGUCAUUUCAGAAUUUGUUGAAGACUCUUGAGGUGUAUGAAAAAUGGUUGGGUCAAUAUAUUAGUAAGGAGAAAUUUGUUGUGUAUUUUUCAGAGCUCCUUAAUAUAUCAAUGCGUCGUGAGAUUAUAAAGACCUCGGGUUUCCUUGAAGGAUCCUUUCCUACAACAUACUUGGGCAUUCCCCUUGUGUUUGGUCAGCUUAAAGCAAGAGUUUUGGAACCUUUGGUUAAUAAAAUUCAAUCAAAGGUGGCAGGUUGGAAUCUUAAGCUUUUGUCGCAAGGUGGUUGGUUAAUUCUGUUGAAACAUGUUUUGUCUUCUAUGCCAUCUCAAUUGCUGGUUGUGCUUGGCGUACCCCAUUCUACCCUGAAGAAGGUUUUUCCGGGUGUUGGUGAGAACACCAUUUGGAGAGUUCGUGAUGGAUGGGUCUCCUUUUGGUGCUAUUGCUGGCUAAAUUUCAGGCCUCUUUGUUUGAGGGUGGAGGACAUCUCCUUUCCUCUUAUCCAGGUGAGGGAUUGCAGGGAUGAUAAUGGGUGGAAUUAUGAGCGAAUGUAA